AUGCACCCUCCCAACAGUUCUGUGAAUCGUACCUUAGCCAGACCUCAGAUUGAUUAUGAAGUUAGUGGAGAGGGUUUAAGAGAAGCAAUAAAAAAUGGUGACAUUGCUGCUGUUAAGAAACUUCUUAAUGAGGGUGUGGAUGCAAAUUACAAGGACAAGCAAGGACUGUCUUUAAUACAUUUGGCUGCAGUCUUCAAUCAAACUAAAAUAGUUUUCACUCUCAUGGAUUCGGGGGCAAAUCUGGAAUACAAAAAUGCACAAGGAGAAACACCUUUAGAUUGUGCACCAGCUACAUUGCAAUAG
Messenger RNA from Sphenostylis stenocarpa, 303 nucleotides. Lineage: Eukaryota; Viridiplantae; Streptophyta; Magnoliopsida; Fabales; Fabaceae. The record is from the annotation of a GenBank genome assembly.